This is a messenger RNA of Lycium ferocissimum, 3443 nucleotides long. RefSeq lists its product as uncharacterized. The record is from RefSeq and is a predicted model, not a curated record. NCBI's taxonomy places the organism in Eukaryota, Viridiplantae, Streptophyta, Magnoliopsida, Solanales, Solanaceae. The transcript has 5 exons. The coding region runs from base 1812 to 2366 and encodes 184 amino acids.
GUAUUCGAAUAUGGAGGAUAUGAAUAAUCUACCAAGGACAAUGAAGAGCCAAAUGUGCAAGCAAAAAAAUUCUACAAAUUGUUGGAAGAUAGUGAGACAGAGCUAUAUCCUGGUUGUAAAAAAGUGUCAAAGUUGUCUUUUGUAGUUAGGCUACUCCACUUGAAGUGUCUUAAUCACUGGAGCAACAAAUCCGUGGAUGCAUUGUUGAGCUUCUUUAAAGAAGUUCUUCCGGAGGGGUCAUUCGUACCUAAUUCUUUCUAUGAUACAAAGAAAGUGCUUUAAGAUUUAGGCUUGGGGUACACCAAAAUAGAUGCAUGUGAGAACAAUUGUAUCUUAUAUUGGCAUGAGUAUGCCAAUGCCCAAUCAUGUCCUAAGUGCAGUAAGUCAAGAUGGAAGUCAAAAGAAAAUAAAGGCAAGAAUGUAGCUAAUAAAGUCUUGCGACAUUUUCCAAUGAAACCAAGAUUGCAGAGAUUGUACAUGGCAAGAGAGACGUCAAAAAAAUGAGGUCGCACAAAGAGGAACGUAUUGAUGACGGUGUAUUGAGACAUCCCUCAGACUCCAUGGCAUGGAAAUCUUUUGACGAGCAACAUCCCACUUUUGCAGCAGAACUAAGAAAUGUUUGAUUAGGUUUAGCAAGUGACGGGUUCCAAACUUACGAAAACAUGAGUACCAAUCAUAGUAUUUGGCCUGUCGUACUAGUUCCAUACAAUUUGCCACCAUGGGAUUGCAUGAAGAAUUCAUAUUUCAUGAUGACAUUUCUUAUUCUAGGCCCUAAGUGUCUAGGUAAUGAUAUAGAUGUAUACUUACAGCCAAUGAUUGAAGAGUUAAAAGAAUUAUGGAACGGAGUGGAGACUUAUGAUGCAUACUCACAAUCUAAUUUUAUGAUGCGUGUGGCUGUCAUGUGGACAAUCAAUGACUUUCCUGCAUAUGGAAACCUCUCGGGAUGGUCAACCAAAGGUAAGCUUGCAUGUCCGUGUUUCCAUAAAGAUACACAAUCUAUUUCCUUGCGUAAUAAGUUGUGUUAUAUGGGUCAUCGUCGCUUCCUUCCAAUGGAUAAUCCAUGGCGUAAAAAUAGGAGGUUAUUUGAUGGGAAACUGGAGAUGGGGGUUGCACCUAAUCCUUUAACAGGUGAUGAAGCACUGACACAAUUACAAGGUUUGAGAAAUGUAACUUAUGAUAAAGUCCAAAAGCGGAAGCGUGAUGUUCUCAAAGAUGCUUAUAAUUGGAGGAAGAAAAGUAUUUUUUUUCAAUUGCCUUAUUGGGAGAAUCUUUUGUUAUGACAUAACCUUGAUGUGAUGCAUAUAGAAAGAAAUGUAUCCGACAACAUUGUAUCAACUGUUAUGAAUAUAGUUGGGAAGACAAAGGACACAUUAAAAAGUAGAUAUGAUUUGGUGGACCUUGGCAUCAGGCAAGGGUUACAUCCAAUUGAAGAUGGGAAUAAUAUUUUGUUAUCGGCAGUAUGUUAUGCAUUGUCCCUGCAAGAGAAGUUGAAGGUAUGCAACUUCUUAGCCUAUUUUAAGGUUCCUGAUGCCUUUUCAUCUAACAUUUGAAGGUGUGUCAACAUCCAGGAUAAAAAGAUACAUGGAUUAAAAUGUCAUGAUCACCAUGUAUUGUUACAAGACAUUUUUCCAGUAGUAAUACGUGGUUUGCUACCUAAGGAAGUGUCUGAACCAAUUAUAGAGUUGGGCCAAUUUUUCAAGAAUUUGUGCUCUAAGUGCCUGACAAUUGAAGAUCUUGAUAUCCUAGAGGCUCAAAUUGCUAUCACAUUAUGCAAAUUUGAAAUUGUUUUUCCUCCAACGUUCUUUGAUGUCAUGGUUCAUUUGCCAAUUCACUUGGUAAGAGAGGCAAAGCUUGGUGGACCAGUUCAAUAUCGAUGGAUGUAUCCUUUUGAAAGGUAUUUACGGAUACUUAAGUCAUAUAUUCGCAACUUAGCUCGUCCUGAAGGUUCUAUUGACGAAGGUUAUUUGGCAGAAGAAUCUCUCACAUUUUGCUCACGAUACUUAAAUAAUAUCUCAACUAAAUUCAAUAGACCGGCUAGGAAUGGUAAUGAAUCUGUGCCAAAUGGUGAGAUGUCUAUAUUUAAAGAUAGUGGGCGACCAAAAGGUGGUUCAGAUAUCGCUGAAUUAUCUCGUCAUGAGUUCAAACAACUAGGCAUGUAUGUGCUUCAAAAUUGUGAAGAGGUUUGGCCAUUCAUAGAGGAGCACAAAAGAGAGAUUGAAAGACAAAGUUCAAUAGGAAAUGAAAGGCAUACCGAUGAUUUUCCUGAUUGGUUUUGUGCACGUAUCUUUCAACUAUCAGCACAAGGACAUGUAAGUGAUGACCUUUUAAGCUUAGCAGUUGGUCCAGGAAUCGUUACUCUACAUUGAUGGUGAAUGGAUUUAGAUUCCAAACAAAAGAGCUUGAGUCGAGAAGGAAAACGCAGAAUUGUGGAGUUCUUGUGAGAGGAGAUGAUUCAGACUCUAAAAAGGAGUAUUAUGGCAUAGUAGAGGACAUUUACGAGUUGUCUUACAGGGGAAAUAGGAAAGUUUACCUCUUCAGGUGUCAUUGGUGGGAUGUGGCUCAUUUAGGAAAAGGGUAUAAGAUUGACAAAUACGGUUUCACAAGUGUGAACACUCGUUGUGCCUUGCGUACAAAUGAACCAUUUGUGUUGGCAUCUCAGUCUUUACAAGUCUUCUACUUGAAUGAUAUGAUUGACAAAGAGUGGUUUGUUGUUGUAAAAACAAAUCGUCACGACCUUUAUAAUAUGCCUGAAAAGAAUGAUAGUUGUAUAGAGGUUGAAGAUGAAGUGUUACUGAAUGGAGAAGCUUAUCAACAAGAGGAAGUUGAAUUUAAUAUGUUGCGUACUGAUGAUCAAGAAAUUGAUAUCGUGGUGUCUUUACAUAGGGGUGAUGUUGAACCACAAAGCAUUAAUUAUAAUGAUGCAAGUGAACAGGCUCAGAAAAGUGUGCAUAAUCAGGAAGAGGAUUUCAUUGAUGACAACCAAAUAGAUAUGUCAGAGAAUGAAGAAAUUGAAGAAGAGAACAUUGACAUAGAGGACAGUGAUAUGGAGUGACCAAAGAAAUAGCUUUCUAUCAAGUCACGGUCAUCUCGGAUUUUUGCAGAAAGUGCACAUCCCACUCCAGAGAUUGAAAAUAGUGGUCCAACAGGGACAAGGUUCUUAAACUAUCACAAAUAGAGACGAUCAAGGAGGAGUUUGAAGACACCUGGUGUUUUAUUUUUGUCAAAGGCAUCGAAGAAGGAGGCAUUUGUAGACAUCUAAAAUUUUGUUGCUUUUUGUCAAAGGUGUCAAAACAAGGAGGAGUAUGAAGACUGGAUACACUUCAUGUUUUAUUCCUUUUGUUGAUAUGUAAAUGCAUACAAUGGCACUAUGAUAAAGUAUUGGGUUGUGUAUGGUUAAUUGACUAUUUAGUAGGUAUUUUAUUUAUAAUAUUCGGCUUGAGAAA